Penicillium antarcticum is the source of this 1143-nucleotide messenger RNA. Its product is annotated as mannosyltransferase complex subunit MNN9. Gene Ontology annotation, cellular component: mannan polymerase complex. The transcript has 2 exons. Gene Ontology annotation, biological process: cell wall mannoprotein biosynthetic process; protein N-linked glycosylation. The coding region runs from base 1 to 1143 and encodes 380 amino acids. Gene Ontology annotation, molecular function: alpha-1,6-mannosyltransferase activity. The record is from RefSeq and is a predicted model, not a curated record. NCBI's taxonomy places the organism in Eukaryota, Fungi, Ascomycota, Eurotiomycetes, Eurotiales, Aspergillaceae.
AUGGCCGUCGCACGCUCGAUGCGCCGCACGAGCCCAAUCAGCCUCCUGAUAGCCGCCCUCCUAGCAUUCGGCUUCAUCUGCUUCAUGCUGAAUCCCUCGACACCCUCCGCAUCAACAUCGUCAUCCGCCGCAUCCUCACAAGAACGACAAGAAAACGCCGCCGAGCACCCCCUCUCCCCACCCACAAAACCAUUUUUCAAAUCCCAAGCCGUCCGCAGCGAUGGCCACAAAGCCGCGCCUCCAGUCGUGCACUACAACCUCAACAGCUUGACAAGCACGGCGGAUUCCGUCGCCAACGGCGAGCGGGUCCUAAUCCUCACCCCGCUAGCCCGCUUUUACCAAGGAUACUGGGACAACCUGGAGAAAUUGAGCUAUCCACACGAACUCAUCUCAUUGGGUUUCAUUGCGCCGAAAACGAGCGAUGGCAAUGCUGCCGUCGCGGCAUUGGAGAAGGCCAUCGCGAAGACACAGUCCGGUCCCAUUGAUUCCCGCUUCGCGAGUAUCAGUAUUCUGCGCCAGGAUUUUGAACCGCCACUGAAAUCCCAAAACGAAAAAGAGCGGCAUAAACUCGGCGCGCAGAAAGAGCGCCGGGAGUCGAUGAGUCGCGCACGGAAUAGUCUUGUCUUUACGACGCUUGGUCCGGCUACUUCUUGGGUUCUCUGGCUAGACGCGGAUAUUGUUGAAACGCCUGCGUCUCUGAUCCAGGAUCUGACAAGCUUCGAUCAACCUGUCAUCGUGCCGAAUUGUUUCCAGCGGUAUUAUGAUUCCUCGAAGCGGAAGUGGGAUAUUCGGCCGUACGACUUUAAUUCAUGGGUGGAUAGUGAACAGGCGCAGAAUCUCGCUGCACAGAUGGGUCCUGAUGAGAUUCUUUUGGAGGGUUACGCUGAGAUUCCGACUUAUCGCACGUUGAUGGCUUACUUGCCUGAUUUCAAGAAGCUCAAUCCUAAAAAGAUGCUUGCGCUUGAUGGGGUUGGUGGGACGGCGCUGCUUGUGAAGGCCGAUGUUCAUCGUGAUGGGGCUAUGUUCCCUGCUUUUCCUUUCUUCCAUCUUGUCGAGACCGAGGGCUUUGCGAAGAUGGUAAAGAGGUUGGGGUACGACGUUAUUGGGUUGCCGGAUUAUUUCGUUUAUCAUUAUAACGAGUAA